This is a messenger RNA of Neltuma alba, 649 nucleotides long. Its product is annotated as 14 kDa proline-rich protein DC2.15-like. The record is from RefSeq and is a predicted model, not a curated record. Lineage: Eukaryota; Viridiplantae; Streptophyta; Magnoliopsida; Fabales; Fabaceae. The transcript has a single exon. Bases 38 to 436 code for a protein of 132 amino acids.
UAAUAAUAAACACUUUAGUGUUAUCUUUGUGCAGAAUAUGGCUUCCAAGGCUCUCGCAAUCCCUCUUCUCCUAGCUCUCAACCUUCUUUUCUUCGCCAUGGCCAGCUCUGCUACUCCAUGCCCACCAUCGUCAUCCUCGAAACCAAAGCCUUCUUCUCCUUCGUCACCUUCCUCUUCCAAUGGCCGUUGCCCUAUCGAUGCCCUUAAGUUGGGCGUGUGCGCCAAUAUGUUGAAUUUGGUGAAUGUUAAGGUUGGCUCACCACCAACUCUCCCAUGUUGCAGUCUCCUUAAGGGUUUGGUCGAUCUUGAAGUUGCCGCUUGCCUUUGCACUGCCCUUAAGGCUAACGUUCUUGGCAUCAACCUCAACAUUCCAAUUUCUUUGAGCGUCAUUCUUAACAACUGUGGAAUGAACAACUCUGGCUUCCAGUGCCCUUAAUUCAAACUUGAUUUUAUAUUCCAUUGAUACUUGCUUUGAAAAGUUUGCUUUUCGUAUUUUGUUUGUGUGUUUUGGUUCAAAGGCACGUACGUUGCUUGCCAUUCAUCAUUAAGAUGGCAACAAGUCAUUCAUAGCUUGUGAAUGGAAUUUUUUGUUUUCAUUAGAAUUAUUUUACUUUUUUGUGAUUCAUUAAUAUCUCCACAAUUUCUUCCG